Stylophora pistillata is the source of this 1569-nucleotide messenger RNA. RefSeq names its product large ribosomal subunit protein uL13m. Lineage: Eukaryota; Metazoa; Cnidaria; Anthozoa; Scleractinia; Pocilloporidae. Gene Ontology annotation, molecular function: mRNA binding; structural constituent of ribosome. The record is from RefSeq and is a predicted model, not a curated record. Gene Ontology annotation, cellular component: mitochondrial large ribosomal subunit; ribosome. Gene Ontology annotation, biological process: negative regulation of translation; translation.
UUGUUGGCCGCCAUUAUAACGUGCAAACGUGCAACUGAUUUGCGAAACUCCUGAAUUGCUACGUUGCGGCGUGAAGUUCGGUCAAAAAUGACUUUCCUAAACCGUGCCAAUCAAAGUUUUUUAACCCAUGCUCGCCUUUGGUAUCUUGUAGAUGCGAAGGAUCAGAUCAAUGGGCGCUUAGCUUCAUAUCUGAGCCAAGUUUUGCAAGGGAAGACGAAACCUAUUUACCAUCACACGGAUGACGUUGGUGAUUACGUUGUGGUGAUCAACACGAGACAUAUUGUUUUAUCUGGUACCAAGUGGAAAAACAAACUUUAUCGUCAUCACACUGGUUAUCCGGGUGGACUAAAAUCUAUAACUGCAAGAGAGCUGCACAAGCGAGACGCUACAAGAGUCCUAUGGAGGGCUGUCUACGGAAUGCUUCCGAAAAACAAUCUCAGACCCAUUUGGAUGAACAGGUUGUUCCUUUUCGAGGACAGUGAACAUCCGUACGCGGAAAAUAUUUUUGCUAAAUUGGAGGGCCCAGCUCCCUUGCCCAAAAGACUGGAAGAAUUCACAGCGGAAGAAAUUGAGAACUAUCCCAAACUCUUUUAAUCAAUGUUUGGGUGCCAGUUCCCAUUAAGUCUAACCAUCAAUUCCUUUUUCCCCUGUAAGAAUGUAAAUUUUGCAGGGAAAAUACCAUGAGGAAAUACAUGAUGCAGUUAAGUUGUGACUGUACGUCUUUGUAAGUCAUUGAUGACUUUAACCAUUACAGGCAUUUUUCUGUUCACUGGUUACUUGCAGAUCAUGACAUAAAGAAUAAAAGGUGCAAUUCAUCAUUUCAUGGUCAACCCACUUUAUUCCAUUAGCCAAGUAAUUUCAAAGUAGCUAUUGUUUUUUUUAGGCAAUGACACAAUUUAAACCAUUGACUUAUCAUCAGAUGCGCAUUAUUUAUUGAGGUACCUCUGUUGUUUACUGUUUAUCUAGUAGUUAAGAAUCUGAUGUCCUUUACUAAUGUAAGAGAGUUAUUUAAUUUUGGAUUGGAUGGUUUUUUAGGUGACAAGAAAAGCCAUGGGUCAAUGCAAGUCUCGUUGCAGAACUUCAAGGUGUCAUUAGACUUUUUGGCAUUAACCUUUUCACUCUUAAAAUCUUCUUUGUAAUUCCCCGCACUGUCUACCAUACAAUUGUUACGAUGUCACUUUGGAGAAUUUGGUAUUGGAUCAAUUGAUAAUCCUGUAAUUGGUAUUUUUCUUUAAUCUCAUCACUUGUCUGCUCAUUAUUGCCUACAUAAGGGUUAAGCAAACUUAAUAUUGCUUUCAUUUCAUAUUAGACAGCCUCAAUCCAUCCUUGACAGUGGCUUUAUCUGGUCCCGACAAGGAUUCUUAAUGGGCCUUCUAGUAAUAAUUUGUGUGGGCCAGUUGAGUCUUGAUUUCUCCCUGAGCCAACUUAUGAGGCAAGAGAAUUUUGCCGUGGUGACUUUUUGUUUUAACUUUGCUGAUUGGAAGAGAACUUUCCAUCCUUAUCACAGGUGUUUCCAAUUCUUGAAAAAUACUUUAGUUGUAAUAAAGAGACUCUACAAUAAUCAUGUAA